Ostrea edulis (European flat oyster) is the source of this 2032-nucleotide messenger RNA. Its product is annotated as cyclic nucleotide-binding domain-containing protein 1-like. The record is from RefSeq and is a predicted model, not a curated record. NCBI's taxonomy places the organism in Eukaryota, Metazoa, Mollusca, Bivalvia, Ostreida, Ostreidae. Bases 81 to 1601 code for a protein of 506 amino acids. The transcript is spliced from 14 exons.
UUGCUGGGACAAUAUUGAAUGUCAACAACAUGGCGGAAAGAUAAUGAGAACAGGUGCCACAAGGAAAGUUUAAAGUUGUAAUGGCUCUUGUAAAAGUAGACCACAAUCUUCAAAGGCAGGAAUGGGGAGUCAAUAAAAAACAGAGACUGAAGCUACCCAAGAUUGAUGAUAUUCCACAACCAACAAUUGACUAUGAAAAACUCCGAAUGCUCUGCAAUAUUGAUGGACUUAAAGGAAGGGACCUAGCAGAGACUACUCAAGAUGCCCAUGAUGAAUUUAUUAGGAAUUACGAUCAAAUAUUCGCAAAGCCACCCAAAAAAUCUGGCUACCCAAAUCAUUCAGAGAAAAGGAGUGAACAAAGGUCUUCUAAUGCCAGUGUAACUAACAGAGCAACAGGCAAGACCUCAGAGGUUGUGAAACCAAAAGGCAAGGAAUUUCCCAUUGAUACAGUAACCCAUGAUAUCCGAGAUUAUAUGCCUCUGCUCCACAAACAAAGGAAGAGCGAGGACCCUGAACACGUUAGAUUGGACAACUUACGGACACUCAGGAAGCUGCUGAGAAAGCUACCAUUUGAAAGAUCACUGCCAGAAAUAGAGAAGAUAUUUUCCAUUCUGCAAACUUUUGAUUUCUUCAAAAACAAGGUUCCCUCUAAAGUCCUUAGGGAACUAUGUGUUGUUGGUGUUUUGGAACAAUGGAAAGAACCAGGAUUUACUGUGUUUGGAAAAGCUGGUUUACACAUGGUGUUACGAGGAGCUGUAAAACCCAUUACAAAUCCAUAUCUAAAUGAGAGCAACGAAGUUCCUGAAUCUCGAAGCGUCACACCAUUGGUGCCAGAGGAAACUCAGAAGGAGUUGGUUGCUGGUGACUGUUUUGGUACCCUCACAAAAGUCAAAAGAGAGCAAGGUUCCAAAAUAUUUAGUGUGGUUACUGUUCAGCCAAAUUGUGAAUUCCUGAAAAUCUCCUCUACCGACUAUAUGCGAGUGAUAGAGCAAAUUAAACAACGAGAACACACAGAAAAGGUUAACUUAUUACUUUCUUGUGGUCAGUACCAACUUUGGCCAAAACAACCGGUGCUUAAAGUAGCAGAGCUUAUAGAGUGGAUGAGUGCUCCUCCAAAUUCAUUACUAGUCAGUGAGAAAUAUAAAGCACCUUAUAUUGGCUUCAUCAAGUCAGGAGUCUGCCAUGUUCUCAAACAAGUGGAAGUCAUGCACACCCACACAAAUGGGAAAAGGGAAAAGAAAACAAAGCAGGUUGUUGUAGGAAAGUUAAAGGAGUCCCAGUCUUUCUCGGAACUGAGUGUACUGUUAGAUGAGCCAAUAGACUGCACAAUCCUAACAGACAAAAAUGUAGAAUUAGGCAUCAUCCGGAAAGAAAGGAUUACAGAAUUGGAUGACGAUACAAAAAAAUUAUUUCAACAGUCUGCAGAACCUACAUUUGGUAAUCUAAAAAAGAGUGACAUUCAGGAGGAAUAUAUGAACCAGAAAUUGAAGAGUGAAUGGUCCCAGUUUAAACGAGGUGUAGUAAUGGACGUCAUUAACUCCAGGGGAAUAAGACCAGGGUAUGGCAAGUGGUCAAUGUCCACAGGCAAAGAGAAAAUGUGACCUUUGUAUCAGCUCUAUGUGCCAAAAUAUCGGAUUAGAAACCGAUCAUGUAGCGGAUGAAAUUAUGUAGUCUCAACAAACUAUUGUGCUCCUGUGGACCUUUUUAAUAAUAAUUUUGUUUUUGUGUCUCAGGUCAUAAACAAUAUAUAUAUAUAUAUAUAUAUAUAUAUAUAUAUAUAUAUAUCCUUGAAAGGUAAUAGGCCUGGAGAUGUUCAUAUACAUGUAUGUAUAUAUUAUCGUGUAUCCCUCUACACAGCUGAAUUAAUCAUUUUAAAAACCAGGUGUUUUUUAUGGUAAUUGGAUUGUACUUAAUGUUGUGUAGUACACAUAUUUCUGAUUUUUACGGUAAUAUCUUUUGAAUAUAUGAUUUAACUAUGAUAUACAUGUUCGUGUAAAAAAAAAUCUGUCAAAAUAAAAAGAAUAACACAUUG